This is a messenger RNA of Nerophis lumbriciformis (worm pipefish), 420 nucleotides long. The record is from RefSeq and is a predicted model, not a curated record. NCBI's taxonomy places the organism in Eukaryota, Metazoa, Chordata, Actinopteri, Syngnathiformes, Syngnathidae.
AUGACCUUUCGGAUGUUUACCUUGUACCUGGCUGCCUACAGUGUUUGGUGGAUGGACCUUGCAGGUGCAACCACCAAGCUGCCAGGAUGUCACCUGACCAAACAAAAAGUGAGACUGGAGAAAGAAGGAUGUUUCUCUUGUCACCUAGUGGAGACUACCAUCUGUACUGGAUAUUGCGCCACAAAUUACCCGAUCUCCUACGAUAUGCCCAUUGAAGUGCCUAACGUUUGUAUGUACGAGCAUGAAUACCACCAACAAUACGAGCUGUCUGACUGCCUUCCAGGCGUAGACCCUAUGGUCAAGUACCCAGUGGCGCUGAAAUGUAAAUGCGCUGCCUGCUCCAUCCUCACAUCCAACUGUAACGAAGCACCCAUGGAACACGUCAAAUCUGACUUUUGUUCACAGAUGUCAGCCAAGUAA